CUCAGUUAACGUAAACUAAAACUCUACUUCAACAUGUCUGGACGCGGUAAAGGAGGCAAAGUCAAGGGAAAGGCAAAGUCCCGUUCAUCUCGUGCUGGUCUCCAGUUCCCGGUAGGCCGUAUUCACCGUCUACUGCGCAAGGGAAACUAUGCCGAACGCGUCGGUGCUGGUGCUCCCGUGUAUCUGGCCGCCGUGAUGGAAUAUUUGGCUGCUGAAGUGUUGGAAUUAGCAGGAAAUGCUGCCCGUGACAACAAGAAGACCCGAAUCAUUCCACGUCAUCUGCAAUUGGCCAUCCGUAACGACGAGGAGUUGAACAAACUUCUGUCCGGUGUCACCAUUGCCCAGGGAGGUGUCUUGCCAAACAUUCAAGCCGUUCUGCUGCCCAAGAAGACCGAAAAGAAAGCCUAAAUAAUUUUCACCACCUAUCGAACAAAAACCGUCCUUAUCAGGACGAACAAAAUUGUACAUGAUGAGUUAAAGUCUUUUUUGAAUUGCAUGUAAAACUAAUUCAAUCUAGAAUUUGUACGUUUAGUUGUGGAAAGUACCAACAUUUCAUUGGUUUGAGAUUUUUACCAAAGUAGAAAGUAACAUUGAAGAACUCGUUUUGUUCGCUCACUCUGAUUAAUAACUAAAAUAUUUUUACAUUUUUCAUGAUACUCUGGGCAUAGUAAGCUACUUAAAAACUUUUAUAAUUAAUGAAAGAGGAGAUAAAUCACUCAAUAUUAUUUAGGUCCUUUUGAAAAGUUACGCGAGAAAUAUCAAAUUAUACUAAUUGCUGCCCUUCAAAUUCAAAGAAUACUAUACUAAUUUUACUAAUAUACUCUAUAUUAAUUUUACUAUUUUACUCGUCUGGCCGAGGGAAAAAAAUUUCUAAGCCAAAAAUUCAUUCUAUUCCCGUUCAUUUUCGCAUUCUCGAAAAACUACAUACAUUGCCCGCUUCUCCAGGAAAUUAUAAUUGGUGAUAUUUGGCAGGAGGAACGAGGCUCGGUAUAGUAGAAUAGUAAGCGUGUAAAAAGAAAGGGUAACAUAACAUUACACACAAGCACUGAUAAAAAAUAAUAAUAAGCAUGCCACUUCUCAAAGGCAGUAUUGCUAAUAAUAAAAUGGCAGGAUACAGCAAACACCCGGGCAUAUCUCGAAUAGAUCAAUGAUUCUGGUCGCAGUGAGGAGAAAUGACCCAUAAGGAACACGAAAAGUGCAUGGGAGCUAGAA
Wyeomyia smithii (pitcher-plant mosquito) is the source of this 1212-nucleotide messenger RNA. Its product is annotated as histone H2A. The record is from RefSeq and is a predicted model, not a curated record. The transcript has a single exon. Gene Ontology annotation, molecular function: protein heterodimerization activity; structural constituent of chromatin; DNA binding. NCBI's taxonomy places the organism in Eukaryota, Metazoa, Arthropoda, Insecta, Diptera, Culicidae. Bases 34 to 408 code for a protein of 124 amino acids. Gene Ontology annotation, cellular component: nucleosome.